GAGGAGGAGAGGAGAUGGAUGCUCACAUAUACACUGCGAUGGAAGAUAGUAGGCUACUGUUGCGUUCGCAGACUUGUUUCUUUAGAUCAAGUGGUUUUGGUGCAUGUGAUGCAUGAAGCCUGAACGUAACCUUCACUGUUCUAUUGAAGACUGCAUAUGACUCAUGCAAUCAUACAGUAUCAGAUUUGUGACAUGUAACACUGGCUGUGAGAGCUCAUGGUUAUGACAGGGCCCAGUGUCAAAUGAGGGGAGACUGCAACUGGCCCCUGCAGCCUGUGGUCUGUUUGUGUCUCCAGUGGAUCAAAUACACCUUCUUUCCUUAAUAUCCCUGCAUUAUAUAAGAGUACACACAUUUAUAUGCACAGCUCCUGAGCUUCAUCUCUCUAAGGCUUCACUAUGGAAGCCCGUUUCCACCACAGAGUAAAAAAUAUGAAAGGUUUGUGCUUUCUACAUCCUUGUAUUGUGGGUGCAGUUACAUCUUCCAACCGCAUGGAGGCGCAGCAGGCUUCUCCUGACAGCAGCAGUGAGGAAUGUACUGUACUAGAGGCUCUGCCUGGCAAGGGAACAGCGCUAAUUUGCUCUCAACACAAAGGAAAAGUGUCUGUGUUGUACUGUUUGUCCUGUGAGAAUUCCGUAUGCGAGGACUGUAUGAAUGGAGAACAUGCUGGGCACCCCACUGAUUCACUGGAAAAUAUUGUGGACCAACAGCUAGCGGCAUUACAGGACAGAGUGGAUUCAGCCCAGAACAGGCUUCCUCAGAUAAGAGAGGCAGUUCAGAGUUUGAGAGACAUUCUGCAGCAGUUGAGCUCUCAGCGGAGCUCCAUAGAGGAAGACAUCCACUCCUCCUUCAGCGAGCUGCACAAAACCCUCGAUACACGCAAGAGCGUCCUGCUCAUGGAGCUGGAAGUCACUUCUGGACUCAAGCAGAAGGUUUUGCAGGGUCAGUUGGACACUCUUCUGCAGGAGGAAGCUGCCAUCAACUAUAACUGCAGUCAGACCGGUGAAGCCCUGGACGGGGAAAACAAGGCUGUCAUCCUGCAGACCCAUAAAGACGUGGGAGAGAGACUCAGUGACCUGGCCAGCCAGGGCCUUCCUCUUCAGCCUGAGGAGAACGACCAGCUGGAUCUCAUGAUGGAGAUCGAAGGACUUCGCAAGUCCAUCCACAACCUGGGGACUAUCGUCACCACCAAUGCUGUGGCCAGUCAGACCGAGGCGUCUGGGGAGGGUCUGGAACAGUGCGUCGUGGGCCAGCCGGCAACUGUCAUCAUAACCACAAGAGACAAGUCUGGAGGACUGUGUAAGACGGGUAACGCCAUCAUCUCAGCUGAAGUCUGCACGCCGGAUGGCAGCGUCGCAGACGGCGAAAUCGUGGACCAUAAAAAUGGAACGUAUGAAUUCCAAUACACGGUGAAGAAAGAGGGAAAUUUUAGUCUGGCGCUUAGACUUUACGAUCAGCAUAUUAAAGGAAGCCCCUUCCAGUUAAAGGUCACCAGCUCUCCGGAUGAUUCUCCACCCACCACCACCGCAGCCAAUGCUGCAUCCACGGGUUCCAGCGAUGGUGGGGCGCGGAAACGGAGCGCAAAGUCCCCGGGGAGCAGAAGCCGGCAGAAGGGAGUCAGACGGGGAGGAAGCUUGCUCGGCACACCAAAAAAGAGAGUGAAUCCGAUCGAGGAUGACCUAAUUUUUAGAAUAGGAACAAAAGGGAGGAAUAAAGGAGAGUUCACUAACCUCCAAGGAGUAGCAGCAUGUUCUGAAGGAAAAAUCUUAAUUGCAGACAGUAACAAUCAGUGCGUGCAGAUAUUUUCAAAUACGGGAGAGUUUCAGAGCCGCUUCGGCGUGCGUGGCCGUUUACCGGGGCAGCUGCAGCGGCCCACUGGAGUAGCUGUGCAUCCAAACGGGGACAUCAUCAUUGCUGACUAUGACAAUAAGUGGGUUAGCAUCUUCUCCAGUGAGGGCAAAUACAAGGCUAAGCUUGGCUCAGGAAGGCUGAUGGGUCCAAAAGGCGUAUCUGUGGAUCAGAACGGUCAUGUUAUCGUUGUGGACAACAAGGCCUGUACGGUUUUCAUCUUCCAGCCCAGCGGGAAACUCGUCACUAAGUUCGGCAGCAGAGGAAAUGGUGACAGACAGUUUGCAGGGCCACACUUUGCAGCAGUCAACAACAACAAUGAAAUAAUCAUCACAGACUUUCAUAACCACUCUGUUAAGGUGUUUAAUGCAGAUGGAGAAUUCUUGCUGAAAUUUGGCUCAAAUGGUGAAGGGAACGGGCAGUUCAAUGCUCCCACAGGGGUUGCUGUGGAUGUCAAUGGGAACAUUAUUGUGGCAGACUGGGGAAACAGUCGGAUACAGGUGUUUGACGGAAGUGGAUCGUUCCUGUCCUACAUCAAUACGGCGGCAGACCCUCUCUACGGGCCGCAGGGUCUCGCUCUGACCUCAGAUGGCCAUGUUGUGGUGGCUGAUUCCGGGAACCACUGCUUUAAAGUGUACCGCUACCUGCAAUGAUAUCAGACAGACUAUGAUCUAAGACGGAGAGAGAAUCAAAGUCAUACUGUAUGUGUCCAAAUCUUGCACUUAAUGUAAUGUAAUGGUAUUCUUCCUCCUUGGUUUCCACGUCUUUUUGUAUUUGUUACUAUUGUCGGAUGACCUUCUAAGAAGACUACAGCUUAUAAACACUGUUUAUGGGAUGCCUCGGAAUGCCUUUGCCAAACCUCCACACUCUACACUGUGGAAAUACUGAGACGUCAGAAUGCAUUGGUGAGUGAACUGCUACCUAAGCUGAAACUCUGCUCCUGUGUGCUGCAUGUGUGGACCAUGCAUGCGCCGCCAACUUUUGGACACAUCCGAGCCCCAUCUGACUUCUAGGAUGCUAUUAGAACACUAAUUUCACUUUAAUGAACCUUUCGAUAGGGAUAUGUUAUAGAGAUGCAGACAAGAGAACAGACGGCGAUAUCUCAUGUCUCCAAGCUUUAGCAUUCCCUCCUCAACCUGUUCGUAUCUUACAGUUGACUAAUAAACUAUUUAUCAAAUGUUUGGAAUAACUAUGUAAUAAAGUCUAUUAUGCUCA
Cyprinus carpio (common carp) is the source of this 3061-nucleotide messenger RNA. RefSeq names its product tripartite motif containing 2b (gene trim2b). Lineage: Eukaryota; Metazoa; Chordata; Actinopteri; Cypriniformes; Cyprinidae. The transcript has 14 exons. The record is from RefSeq and is a predicted model, not a curated record. Gene Ontology annotation, molecular function: translation repressor activity; zinc ion binding; ubiquitin protein ligase activity. Bases 397 to 2499 code for a protein of 700 amino acids. Gene Ontology annotation, biological process: proteasome-mediated ubiquitin-dependent protein catabolic process; negative regulation of translation; protein polyubiquitination.